AUCCUCCAAACAUAUCCAGCUGAACCACUGCUCUUAGAUAAAUCGUCUCGAGUGGAAGUGGCUCAUCCAACUAGCGUUCAUCACAUCAAGUACUCGAAAACACCGGGAUCACAUACUACACGAAGCGUGGACUGAUUCGAGUUCAAAAUUUUGACACCGUGAAGUGAUUUGAACUCCUGCGAUCCAAUCACAGCGAACCCCAUCAGGAUCAACGAAUCUGAACAUUCUUGACUCAGUAACUCAUUGAUUCUUGUCGAGAUUACUCCCCCCUAAUAGCAUCUGAUCUCACCUACAAUAAUUGGCUAACAUGGUAUCCGUAUACGAUGUUGGAACCCGUUGUUGGUACCCAGAUGAGGCUUUGGGUUGGAUAGGCGUUACUGUCAAGUCCAACACAGAAUCAGCCGGCAAGCACGUUUUGGAGUUUGUUUCGGAAACCGACGAAGAACAAGUGUUCACCGUGGAAACAACAGACUUAUCAGAAGAUAAUGAAAAGUUGCCUCCUUUACGAAACCCUCCUAUCUUGGAAGCAGCUGAAGAUUUGACCAGUUUAUCAUACUUGAAUGAACCUGCCGUUUUACAUGCAAUCAAAGUCCGUUAUGCUCAACUUAACAUUUAUACCUACUCGGGAAUUGUGUUGAUUGCCACCAAUCCCUUCCAAAGAGUUGACCAAUUGUAUUCGCAGGAUAUUAUUCAGGCCUAUGCUGGUAAAAGAAGAGGAGAGUUAGAUCCCCAUCUUUUCGCUAUCGCCGAAGAUGCUUACAGAUACAUGAAAUUGGACGGUAAGAACCAAACCAUUGUUGUCAGUGGUGAAUCUGGUGCUGGUAAAACCGUCAGUGCCAAGUACAUCAUGAGAUACUUUGCUUCCGUUGAAGAGGAUUCUGAAUUGGAACAAAACAUCGGCACUGAGCACAAGUCAGAUAUGUCUGACGUUGAAAAACAGAUCUUGGCGACUAAUCCUAUUAUGGAAGCGUUCGGUAAUGCUAAAACUACCAGAAACGAUAACUCUUCUAGAUUCGGUAAAUAUUUGGAAAUCUUAUUCGACAGCAAGAUUGCCAUCAUUGGUGCUAGAAUCAGAACUUAUCUUUUAGAAAGAUCAAGAUUGGUUUUCCAGCCAUCUACAGAAAGAAAUUAUCAUAUUUUCUACCAGUUAUUGGCUGGUAUGAAUGAAGAUGAUAAGGCAAACUUGGGCUUGACCACUGCAGAGGACUACAAGUACACCAACCAAGGUGGUAAACCUGUUAUCGAAGGUGUUGAUGAUGCUAAAGAAUUCAACAUCACCAAAGAUGCCCUUUCAUUAAUAGGUAUUAACGAAACCAGACAAUUUGAAAUUUAUAAGAUUUUAGCUGGUCUCUUGCAUAUCGGUAACAUUGAAAUUGCUGCUACCAGAAACGAUGCCAACUUGGCUUCUGACGAACCAAACUUGGUUAAAGCUUGUGAGUUAUUGGGAAUCGAUCCACUUAACUUCAGCAAGUGGUGUACCAAGAAGCAAAUUACUACCAGAUCUGAAAAAAUUAUCAGUAACUUGAAUCACAAACAAGCCUUGGUUGCUAGAGAUUCUUUUGCCAAAUAUAUUUAUUCUGCAUUAUUCGAUUGGUUGGUUGAUUAUGUGAAUGCCGAUUUAUGUCCUCCAGAGGUGGAAGCCCAUAUCAAGUCUUUUAUUGGAGUCUUAGAUAUCUAUGGUUUUGAACAUUUCGAAAAGAACUCUUUUGAGCAAUUCUGUAUCAACUAUGCUAACGAAAAGUUGCAGCAAGAAUUCAACCAGCAUGUUUUCAAGUUGGAACAAGAAGAAUACGUCAAGGAAGAAAUUGAAUGGUCUUUUAUUGAUUUCGCAGACAACCAGCCUUGUAUUAAUUUGAUUGAAAACAGACUUGGUAUCUUAGCUUUGUUAGAUGAAGAGUCCAGAUUGCCAGCAGGAAAUGAUCAAUCCUGGAUUGAAAAGAUGUACCAAACUUUGGAUAAGGAACCUACCAAUAAGGUGUUCAAGAAGCCAAGAUUUGGUCAAACUAAGUUCAUUGUUAGUCAUUAUGCUCUUGAUGUCAGCUAUGACAUCGAUGGUUUCAUUGAGAAGAACAGAGAUACAGUUGGAGAGGGUCAUCUCGACGUUAUGAAGAACACUACUAAUGAAUUGUUACAAUCAGUUUUGGCUAUCAUUGAGAAAAAUGCUGCUACUCUCGAAGCUGCUCAACCACAAUCUAAGGUUAGAUCUAUUGCUAGCAAGAAACCUACCUUGGGUUCAAUGUUUAAAAACUCUUUGAUCGAGUUGAUGAAGACUAUUGACUCCACUAAUGUUCAUUACAUCAGAUGUAUCAAGCCUAAUGAGAGGAAGAAGGCUUGGGAAUUCGAUUCAUUAAUGGUUUUAUCUCAAUUAAGAGCUUGUGGUGUUUUGGAAACUAUCAGAAUUUCUUGUGCUGGUUUCCCAACCAGGUGGUCAUAUGUUGAGUUUGCCGACAGAUAUCACACUUUGGUUCACUCUGAUUUGUGGAUUAAGGUGAUGAGUGGUGAUACCACUCAAGAAUCUGUGAGUGAAUUGUGUAACACAAUUUUGAAUCAAAACAUUGAAGACAAGGGCAAAUAUCAAUUAGGUAACACUAAGAUUUUCUUCAAAGCCGGUAUGUUGGCUCAUUUCGAAAAGUUGAGAUCAGACAAAUUGCAUAAGUCUGCUGUCAUGAUCCAAAAGAACAUGAGAAAGCAUUACUUCCGUAAAAAGUAUUUGGAAAUCAGAGAUUCUCAUAUCCAAGCUCAAUCAUUGAUUCGUGGUCAUAUUAAGAGAGCUCAAAUCAAACGUGAAAGAGAGAAUGCUGCUGCAACCUUGAUUCAAACUAGUAUCAGAGGACACUUGGUUAGAAAACAAGUGAAAGAAACCUUCGAUUCUAUUGUUGUUUUACAGAGAUCUAUUAGAGGUUUACAAGCUAGAAGAAACUUCACCAAGUUGAGAAGUGAAAAAUCUGCAUUAACUAUUCAGAACGCAUGGAGAGGAUACACUGCAAGAAGAAACUACAAGAAGCAAUUGAAGUCAGUUGUUCUUAUUCAAUCAUGCUUCAGAAGAAAGUUAGCUGUUGCUGAAUUUAAACAGUUGAAGGCCGAUGCUAAAUCUGUCAACAAAUUGAAGGAAGUUUCCUACAAAUUGGAAAACAAGGUCAUCGACUUAACUCAAUCAUUAACCACCAAGAUUCAAGAUAACAAGAAGUUGGUGACUGAAAUCACUAAUUUGAAGAACUUGUUGGAACAACAAAGUGCUGCCCAAGAAGCAUUGAAAACAAGAGAAAUUGAAUACAAUGAAAAGUUUGACUCCAAGAAUGUUGAACAUCAACAAGAAAUUGAAAGCUUGAACAGAGAAUUGGAAAACAUCAAGGCAGAAUACACAUCUGCUGAACAAAAGAUUGAACAGUUGACUAAGGAGCAAGCCGAAUUAAGACAAGAAGUCGAAAGAAACAUCGAUGAAUUGAACAAGGCCAAGGAUGCUUUAGUCAAGCGUGAUACAAUUGAAGUUGAUUUGAAAUCGCAUAUUGAGCAAUUAAAAUCAGAAAUUGCAAACUUACAAUCACAACAACUGGUUGUAGGAAAUGGGGUCAAAGCAAGAAAUAUAAGUGGGAAGCGUCACAGUAGUGCAUUGGCUUGGAAUUCUCCUAAUUCACUUGAUCAUAAUUCUAAUCGCCCAGUCUCUGUUAUCGCUGUUUCUCACGAUGAAGAUGCUAACAUUGAUGACAUCAAUGAUGAGUUAUUCAAAUUAUUGAGGGACUCUAGGCAGUUACAUAGAGAAAUUGUUGAAGGUUUAUUGAAGGGAUUGAAGAUUCCACCAUCUGGUGUCGCAGCAGAUUUGACCAGAAAGGAGGUCUUGUUCCCUGCCAGAAUCAUAAUCAUCAUUUUGUCUGAUAUGUGGAGAUUAGGAUUGACUAAGGAGAGUGAGGAAUUUUUGGGUGAAGUCUUAUCUUCUAUCCAGCAAAUUGUAUCAACCUUAAAGGAUGAUGAUGUCAUUCCAAAUGGUGCAUUCUGGUUAUCCAACACUCAUGAGUUGUACUCGUUCGUUUCAUACGCCCAGCAAACUAUCAUUGCCAAUGACACUUUGUCUCACGAAAUGAGCGAAGAGGAAUUUGACGAAUAUUUGAAGUUGGUAGCUGUUGUCAAAGAAGAUUUCGAAUCACUUUCAUACAACAUUUACAAUAUGUGGAUGAAGAAAAUGGAAAAGGACUUGGAAAAGAAGGCAGUGUCCGCUGUUGUCUUGUCCCAAUCUUUGCCAGGAUUCAUGGCACCAGAAAACUCUCCAUUCUUGGCCAAGGUGUUCUCUCCAGGUAUCCAAUAUAAGAUGGACGAUAUCUUGAGUUUCUUCAACUCGGUCUACUGGUCAAUGAAAUCAUACUUCAUUGAACAUGAGGUCAUGAAUGAAGUAAUAAUCGAAUUAUUGAGGUUCGUCGAUGCAUUAUGUUUCAACGAUUUGGUUAUGAGAAGAAACUUCUUAUCCUGGAAGAGAGGUUUGCAAUUGAACUACAACGUCACCAGAUUGGAAGAAUGGUGUAAGGGCCAUGAAAUACAGGAAGGUUCUGCAUACUUAAGUCAUUUGUUGCAAGCUGCUAAGUUGUUGCAAUUGCGUAAGAACACUCCUGAUGAUAUUGAGAUCAUUUACGAGAUCUGUUACGCAUUAAAGCCAAUUCAAAUCCAGAAAUUGAUUUCACAGUAUUACGUUGCUGACUAUGAAACACCAAUUGCUCCCAACGUUUUGCAAGCUGUUGCAGACAAGGUCAAGGCUAACGAUUCCACAAACGGCGAUGAUUUGUUCGAAUUAGUUUCCACUGAUGGUCACUUCAAUGAUCCAUUCAGAACUAUCAACUUGAGACCAUUCUCCAGAGUUGAAGCCUACGUUCCCGCAUGGUUGAACUUGCCAGUGAUCAGAAGAAUUGUGGAGUUGGUGGCCAAGAAUGCCUCUGUUCAAGAACCAAGCAAUGAAGAGGAGGUUGAGACUGGAGAAGUCAACGGCAUCGCUAAUGGUAAUUAGUUUAUUGUUUAUAUAUGUAAAUGUUUUAAGUAUUAUUUCAGCAAACUUCGUGUACUCGAUUUGGCAUGCAAGAAUCCAGAUUGCCUAGACAAAAGAUAUCAGUUAUGAGUGAUACACUCGAGUCUCGUGGCAUGUCGAAGUAGCUUGGUGGAUUUCGAAUUUUUAUUGAGAGAGUAUAGUAAGGAUGAUAUUCUGAGGAGC
Messenger RNA from Suhomyces tanzawaensis NRRL Y-17324, 5191 nucleotides. It is a transcript of the gene MYO2, whose product is annotated as myosin 2. The transcript has a single exon. Gene Ontology annotation, biological process: vesicle transport along actin filament; actin filament organization. NCBI's taxonomy places the organism in Eukaryota, Fungi, Ascomycota, Pichiomycetes, Serinales, Debaryomycetaceae. The coding region runs from base 308 to 4990 and encodes 1560 amino acids. Gene Ontology annotation, cellular component: cytoplasm; myosin complex; actin cytoskeleton. The record is from RefSeq and is a predicted model, not a curated record. Gene Ontology annotation, molecular function: ATP binding; actin filament binding; microfilament motor activity.